AGUGGAAUAGGCAAAAACUGCAACUGACAGAUUUUUUUUUGUAUAUUUGCGAGGAAAGUUAUUUCAUGUUUUUCGUAUCAUUUUCUAUCAUUAUAGUGACUAUUUUCGUAGAAAGUGUUAGUGAAAUAUGAAUUUAGCUUUAAGGCAAGUCUUAGCGCGACAGACUUUUAGACUAUGUGACAGAGUUACAUAUAAAUGUUUACCAAAACAGAUUCCUAUAACCUCACAAUGUCCUGUUAUACAAUUUCGGAAUUAUUGCGAGGAACGAGUGGAAAGCAGAAAGUUGCCACAGCUAAUGGAGUUCCCGCCGAUCGUGUGGCCAUCAUUCAUCAAAUUCAUCAAGAACUGGAUGUUCGCUAACUUCAUCAUAAGACCGUACUUUGAACAAGAGUUCAGUUUAGCAGAGUUCAUUGAGGCUUCCAAACAUGCAGUUCAGGUUGUUUCAGAUGCCCUACAAAGGAGCGACUUCAAAGCACUGGAAGGACUAGUAGAAAAGGAUGCCAUCACAGCCCUGAAGCAAGCAGUCUCUAAACUAUCCAUGUCCCAGAGACAGAUGCUUGCUGUCGAAAAAGACGACAUAUUCUAUGCCUUCCCUUAUCAGGUGGGAGUAAUGUUUGACGAUGCAGACAAGCGUUGGGUGGAGAUCACGAUGUGCUACCAUGUCAUGAAGGGGCUCAAACAGAUGCAGGAGACGGGAGAUAUGCCCCCCAUCUCAUUAGGUGUUCAACCAGAGUACCAAGACAAAAUCUUCAUCUUGAACUACAGAUUCAUUCGUGAAUUUACCAAAGGAGUCGAAGACAGCUGGUGGGUGAACAUCGUCAACCACUUCCAGCCACAUACGCUUAUGAAAAAAUGAUACCCCAAACUUGUCUGUUGCAAAAGUCAAAAGUCAGUCCGUUGUAAAAAUAAAAAUAAAAUGCAGUUGUAAUUGUUCAUAGAAA
Pectinophora gossypiella (pink bollworm) is the source of this 941-nucleotide messenger RNA. RefSeq names its product m-AAA protease-interacting protein 1, mitochondrial. Lineage: Eukaryota; Metazoa; Arthropoda; Insecta; Lepidoptera; Gelechiidae. The record is from RefSeq and is a predicted model, not a curated record. Gene Ontology annotation, biological process: inner mitochondrial membrane organization; protein insertion into mitochondrial inner membrane from matrix. Gene Ontology annotation, molecular function: ribosome binding. Gene Ontology annotation, cellular component: mitochondrial inner membrane. The coding region runs from base 128 to 856 and encodes 242 amino acids. The transcript has 4 exons.